Molecule: messenger RNA, 1076 nt
Organism: Humulus lupulus (European hop)
Lineage: Eukaryota; Viridiplantae; Streptophyta; Magnoliopsida; Rosales; Cannabaceae
Product: peroxidase 27-like
Exons: 4
Coding region: 1-990 (329 amino acids)
Biological process (GO): response to oxidative stress; hydrogen peroxide catabolic process
Cellular component (GO): plasmodesma; plant-type cell wall
Molecular function (GO): peroxidase activity; heme binding
Source: RefSeq, a predicted model, not a curated record
AUGGCUAGUCAAAAGGUUCUAUUAUGUUUCGCUUUACAAUUGAUUUUCGUACUGUCUGUCCUUGAUCACCACAAUGCAAAUGCUCAGGGCUUGACAGUUGGGUUCUAUAAGAAAUCGUGCCCAAAGGCAGAGGCUAUUGUAACGAAAAUCAUAGAACAAACUAUGGCAGUAGCACCAUCACUUGGAGCCCCUUUGAUGAGAAUGCAUUUUCAUGAUUGUUUUGUUAGGGGUUGUGAGGGUUCAGUGCUGCUGAAUUCUGCCACUAACCAGUCUGAGAAAUUUGCCAUACCCAAUUUGAGCCUUCGAGGGUUCCAAAUUAUUGAUAAAAUUAAGGUUGCAUUGGAGAAGGAGUGCCCUGGAGUGGUUUCGUGUGCCGAUGUAUUGGCCCUAGCGGCCAGGGAUUCUGUGGCUGCGUUGAACGGACCAACCUGGGAAGUUGAAACUGGAAGAAGAGACGGAAGAGUUUCAAAUAUUACUGAGGCCCUCUUACAACUACCCCCACCUUUUCUUAACAUUGCUGGCCUCAAAACUUCCUUUUUAAGCAGAGGAUUAAGCGUAAAAGACUUAGCAGUGCUCUCAGGUGGACACACCAUUGGAACAUCACACUGCACUUCCUUCAACAACCGUCUUUACAACUUCACCGGAAAGGGUGACACCGACCCGACCUUGGAUUCGGAGUACAUUGAUAGACUUAAGAUGAAGUGCAAGCCUGCUGACCAGACCACACUGGUGGAGAUGGACCCAGGAAGUUUCAAAACUUUUGAUGUCAAAUACUUCGACCUCGUCGCCAAGAGAAGGGGUCUCUUCUCAUCAGACUCUGCGCUUCUCGACGACAGUGAGACAAAAGCUUACGUUUUGAGUCACGCCACAGCCUCCGGGACAUCCUCUUUCUUCAAGGACUUCGGUGUCUCCAUGGUCAACAUGGGAAGGCUUGGAGUUCUCACCGGUUCAGCUGGUGAAAUCAGGAAGGUCUGCUCCGCGGUCAACUAAUUGUUAAGCCACUUCAUCAACCAUUUGGUUUUAUUAAUUUGAACUACUUAAAAGUCUUAGUUUGGGAGUUUGGUCAAGUACGUACA